Molecule: messenger RNA, 1581 nt
Organism: Nothobranchius furzeri (turquoise killifish)
Lineage: Eukaryota; Metazoa; Chordata; Actinopteri; Cyprinodontiformes; Nothobranchiidae
Gene: cd74a
Product: CD74 molecule, major histocompatibility complex, class II invariant chain a
Biological process (GO): negative regulation of intrinsic apoptotic signaling pathway in response to DNA damage by p53 class mediator; positive regulation of cytokine-mediated signaling pathway; positive regulation of type 2 immune response
Cellular component (GO): cell surface; cytoplasm; membrane
Molecular function (GO): cytokine receptor activity; macrophage migration inhibitory factor binding; MHC class II protein binding
Source: RefSeq, a predicted model, not a curated record
UCAGAUCCGUCCGACACAGAGGUUUUUUUGACUGGAUGAGGUACACUCUCUUCUUCAUUCAGAAGGUGUUAUACAUUUAGAGCAGCUGAGUCCAUCAUCAGUUUGUUGCUGUUGAAGCUCAGAGGAAGAUCCAGCAGGGAUGGCCGACUCUCAGAACGAUGCUGCCCUGGCCAGAGGAAGCCUGGCCGGCAGUGAGGAGGCUCUCAUCACUCCAGUAGCACCAAGAGGCGGCUCCAACAGCCGGGCCUUGAAGAUCGCAGGCUUGACCACGCUGGCCUGCCUGCUUCUGGCCAGCCAGGUCUUCACAGCCUACAUGGUGUUCAGCCAGAAGCAGCAGAUCCAUUCCUUGCAGAAGAGCUCAGAGAAGAUGGGCAAACAGAUAACACGCUCAUCUCAGGUCGUGUCCCCUGUGAGGAUGGCCAUCUCCAUGAGCAGUCUGCCCCUGAUGAAAGACUUCUCAGAGGAGGACGCCAAACAGAUUCCCCUCUCUAAACUGCAGGACAUCGCUGUUGUCAGUGUGGAGAAGCAGCUAAUGGACCUCAUGAAGGACAUGAGUCUGCCCCAGUUCAAUGAGACGUUUGUGGCCAACCUGCAGAGCAUGAAGAAGAGGAUCAAUGAGAGCGAGUGGCAGAACUUUGAGUCCUGGAUGCGCUUUUGGCUGAUUUUCCAGAUGGCCCAGAAGAACCCAGUACCCCCCACCCCCCAGUCAGCCUCGGUGAUCAAGACCCAAUGCCAGAUGGAUGCAUUAUCUGAAACCCGCAAGAUUGGUAGCUACAAGCCCCAGUGUGACGAGCAGGGCCACUACAAGCCCAUGCAGUGCUGGCAUGCCACCGGCUUCUGCUGGUGUGUGGAUGAGGCUGGAAACCCCAUCCAGGGCACCGAAAUGCGCGGCCACCCAGAUUGUCGCAGAGGUGCAUUUAUUCCUCGCUACAGAGUUGCACCCAUGCCGAUGCAGCGGACCAUCAGCUUGGACGAUGAGUAAAGCAAAGGAAGCAAAGCACAGAACAUGGUGUUUCUUUUUCUGCAGGCGUGAAAUUGACGCUGAUCCAUAAACUGUAACAGUCAUGAUUUGUAUUUCUGCUGCUCUCACAUGUAAUCAUUUUUAUGUUAUCUUUAAGCUGCUCGAGCUCCAAUCAGAAGAAAAUUGUUACACGCAUGCCUUCAACAUCUUUUUGUUUUGGGUUAUUUUCAUUUAAAUAACUUUAGUAGAAUAAACUGUUUUGUUGUUUGUUGCCGAUGAGAGUUUAAAUGGUGGGUUUGCCCAAAUCCUGCUCUACCCCCAUCUAGAGUGGAGUUUAGAUUUCUGCACGGAUCCAACACGACCAAGAGAUCCAGGCGGUUUAGUGCCUCAGAAAACGGUCCGUGCUCGUUGCAGAAGUCCCUUGUAGCUCUGAUGAUCCACAGACCUCACAGGGAAUGACUUUAAUGGAGACGUGUUGGCUGUGCGGUCUGUGGGCCCUCAGGGUAAGGGGACUCUUUCUCUUCAACGAGGCACUGUUAAAUCACUUGGCUGUUUUAUGUUCAUUCUGUUGAUCGAACAUCUGAAUAAAGUCAAAGCUGCUUAGAUGCAACAAUCACUCA